Messenger RNA from Helianthus annuus (common sunflower), 762 nucleotides. RefSeq lists its product as uncharacterized. The coding region runs from base 1 to 762 and encodes 253 amino acids. The transcript has 2 exons. Lineage: Eukaryota; Viridiplantae; Streptophyta; Magnoliopsida; Asterales; Asteraceae. The record is from RefSeq and is a predicted model, not a curated record.
AUGGCGUAUGUUAAGGCCUCUACUUGCCCGAUAGUUGGAAACAACCAAUCGGGUAGUAGUUUUUGGAAGAAGACAACGGAUAGAUUUAACGGGAUUAUGGAGCAUGGUCCGGCUCGUGAUGUCGAAUCCGUCUCGGGCAAGUGGCGAAAAAUGAUCAAGGUCGUCAACGCUUUUAACGAAAUUUAUAACCAAAUUUACCUUUCUCCUCCAAGCGGGAGUAACGACGCGGACAUUCUUAACCUUGCUAUCGCCAAGUGGGACUCUCAAAAUCCAACGCCUUUCCCGCACUUCCGAGCAUGGAACGUUGUAAGGAAAGAACAAAAAUGGAAGCCGAUUCCAAAUGAGGUCGCAACGGCCAAACGCACUAAAACUUCCGAGUCCGGAAGUUAUAGUGCGGGAGGCUCCACCGCUCGAUGUCAAAUCGACAUAAACGACGACCCGGAAGAUGACGAGGAUGUCUUGCCCGUUCACGAGUCGGAACGUCCCCCCGGGAGGGACAAAGCAAAAAAAGAAGCGGCCGGAAAGCGAAAAGUGGCCGGCUCGAGUGGAGGUGGCGGCUCGAGUGGAGGUAGGGGCGAGAAGGCAUCGUCAAAAAUGGACGACUUGAUAAACGAAUUCCGUUCGUUCAAAGAGUUCGCGGCCGAAAGUAUUCUCACAAGAAAAACGUGUCGUCCGACUAUGCUCGAGCGGAAGAUUUUAGGAUUAUGCGGUUGGAUCUCGACUCGGUUCCGGAGGAUGAACGCGAGGUUUAUCGGAGGAUGA